Messenger RNA from Prunus avium (sweet cherry), 813 nucleotides. The record is from RefSeq and is a predicted model, not a curated record. Lineage: Eukaryota; Viridiplantae; Streptophyta; Magnoliopsida; Rosales; Rosaceae.
AUGGCAUCAUCUGUGAAAGGUAGCAUUCCCAAAUCUGAGAAUGCUAAACAAUACUAUGAAGCUAUUGCACAGAGAUUCAAGGAGUCUAAGAAAGCUAUCAAAAGUACCUUACUAAAUCAGUUGAUUAAUAUGAGAUAUGAUGGACAAGGAUGUGUGAGAGCUCAUAUCAUGAAUAUGAUUGAUGUUGGAACUAAGUUGCAGGAUUUGGAAAUGAAUGAACACAAUAUAACAAGAGAAAGAGGUGCAAGAAUGGUGAAUCUGGUGCAGUCAAAGCAAAAUAAGGAAUAUAGGAACAAAGGUACUGCUGCUGGAAAAGAGAAAGAAAAGGAAAAGGAUAAUAACAGUCCAAAUGCUCUGAAACCAGUGGGAUUGAAAUGCUUCUUCUGUAAGAAAACUGAGCAUAUGAAGAAGAAAUGCAAAAGGUAUAAGAAGUGGUUGGACAAACAAAAAACUAAAGGUAAAACUGAUCAAGUUUUGGGGUUCAUAAAGAGGAGGCUGCCAAACAAGGAUGAAGUGAAGGUGUUCGUAGGCAAUGGAGAUAAAGUGCAAGUAGAUUAUAUUGGAGUAGUUAGGAUUAAACUAGAUUCUGGUUUUGUUUUUGAUUUAGAAGAUGUGGUUUAUGUUCCCUCAAUGAGGAAGAAUCUUAUCUCAAUUACUAGGCUUGUAAAGUCAAAGUUCACUUUGAACUUUGAUGAUUUUGGUUGUUCUAUUUUCAGAAAUAAAAGUUUAGUUGGAAAAGCAAGUAUUGUGGAUGGUUUGAAGUUUGGGAUUUGUCCUGUUUACAGGGGAGACUCUGCCAAAUUUUUCUGGUAG